Molecule: messenger RNA, 745 nt
Organism: Pocillopora verrucosa
Lineage: Eukaryota; Metazoa; Cnidaria; Anthozoa; Scleractinia; Pocilloporidae
Source: RefSeq, a predicted model, not a curated record
GGGAACUCUUCAUUAAAUAUUCGUCUUCAGUGUGUUUUGAUAAUCUGUUGGAUCUUUAGCUAUAUUUUCUAAAGUCAUGUGGGUUCUGUUCCUCGCUGUGUUUGGAGUGUUCUUGACACAGGCCUCAGCCUUAUCUGAUCCUCUUCCGUCAGCUUUAAUUGAGCCAUUCUCUACAUCAAUUCGAUGUCCUCCAAGCAAACAAUUCCACUGGACACGAUCAGACACCAGCGGUUUAGACAUUGUGUUCUACUACACUUGCGGUCAAGAUCAAGAAAUGUCCCAAACCUUGCAUUGCACUAAUGGCUAUAAGGCUCAAUACAGGAAAGACCUCAUCCCAGACGCCAUGAAAAAAGCCGCCAUCCCAAUGGCCAUGAAAAAAGGUUUCAUCACCGGACUAGACCAGGAACCUUCUUUUGGGCUUUUUGCUACGGGGCCCGAUUUUAACACUAAAAAUGGAGCCGUGGUGGUCUUCGCAUGCCUUAACCCAAACAAAUAAACCGUGCUGUCGUGCGAACAUCUACUGAGCAUGCUUGGCUAUGGUUAACAAUUCAAGUGAUCUAAAAGUCACAUGUUACAGUCUCCGACGUAGAAAUGUUCUCCAUUAUUUUCUUAGCAGAUAUUCUACAAAUAAGUAUAAAUAAACAUUCUUGUAUCAUCCUCGGAUCGAACUCAAGGCCCCGGUUGUAUAGGUGAGCAUGUUUACUGCUCGUGCUUUAUGAAUAAAAGGAAUGAAAUCAGGUGAAGA